Molecule: messenger RNA, 8679 nt
Organism: Mucor mucedo
Lineage: Eukaryota; Fungi; Mucoromycota; Mucoromycetes; Mucorales; Mucoraceae
Exons: 2
Coding region: 75-8633 (2852 amino acids)
Molecular function (GO): microtubule binding
Source: RefSeq, a predicted model, not a curated record
UUUCCCUUUUUUCCUUCUCUGUCUCUCUCUCUCUUUUCCUCUUUACCCACCUCUAUUAACAAAAAAAAAAAAAGAUGUCAAGUUGUUCAAUAGCAUCAACUGUGCUGGCAUGGUUGCAAAAGGAAUUAUCCAUUUAUUCUGAGUUACUUUUAAUUUCACCUAUUCGCGACCUAUCUAUAGAAUAUUGGCAGGGUAAACCUUUAUUAUGUCUUGCUCAUCAUUACUUUCCAGAAGCAAUACCCAAUCUCGUUGAACAACUGUCCGAACAAGCACCUACAACUCUCUUCACUCACAGUCUAACAUUGUUUGAACAACGUUUGGGCUUGACACCUCUCGUCGACGACAAUUGUACAUUGUACUUUUCCAACUUGGCAUCUGCCAUUCGUGAUAGACAACAAGACACACUACGUGACUUACAUAUUGGACAAACACCAACAGAAGGAAACCCCAUAGACAUACAUCGACUUCAACUCUUGUUGCCAUACAACAAACUCUUUCAUCAAUUGGUCGAUUUAUCAAUACGAGAAGAAGAAGGACUUUCUGUCUCUACACGCUCGCCUUCUCCACGUAUCCAAAGUGACGAUAUAUUACCGCCAACAACAGAGGAUAUACCUUCAUUGGACCAAAUUCAAUCCGAUCUAGAUAGGCUUGAAUCUCGAGAACUGGUUGCUUACCAAACUUAUGUUGCUAACUUACCAGAUGUUUUACCGUUGGACAUUGCAGUCGUGAUUUCCGCCAUUGAUGCAACUCGCGCUGCACUUCAUUUGCAGUUGCAUAAGGGUGAUGUUCUACGCACUACCAUUCAAUUUACAAACACCGCUGCGUAUAUUCGCAACGAAUUGGAGUUCAUUCAGGCCAAAAUGUUGAAAACAACCACUACAGAUGUCGGUAUUCAAGAUUUGGAAUCCAGAUCAAAGGCAGCUGGCCUUGCCAUGGAUGCUUUACUCGUUAAAUUUAAAGACCUCCUGGCCACAGAUGCCGUGACAAAUCAGGAAUACAUCUUUUUACGAGAGAAAUAUCAAUUGAUUUGUUGUUGGGUAGAUGAUGUCCGUGUUUGGUUUGUAGAGGCUGAGAGAAUUCGCUCUUGGAUUGAAACACAUAUUGCUGCAUUGGAAGCUAAACCCAACAUGAAUGCUUUAGACGAGGUCGAAUUAGAUUACGAACCAUCCACCAUUGAUGAAUUAAACAAGGAACAACAAGUGUUGGAAACACAAGUCGAGUUAUUUGAUAAAGAGGAUAUGACACGUCUUCGUGCUCAUGUAAAAGCAUUGACCGGUGGUAAUAAGGAUCUUUCGCCUGCAGAUACAACCACCAUCGAAAUCACUUUCACAACACUCAUGACUCUGGAUCGUCUCAUGCAUCUUUUACGUAGACACGCUUAUGAACUUCAGAUGCUGACUUUGCGCAUGUAUUGGGAACAAGAAUACAAUGUGUCUGUCACUUGGGUACGUGCCACAGGAGAACAUGUGCGUGUCUUUGUCCAACAAAAGGCACGUUGGCGACCUCCGCUUCUGAACGACAUAGACGAGGACAAAAAGAUGACUGAAAAAUCAGAAAUCAUUGAUACUUUAAUUGAUUUCGAAAAACAGUCUUCUGCCUUCGAUCAAGGUCAAUUCACUACCACCGUCAACAUGUAUCAGGAUCUCGAUGAUGCUUGUAACAUCGAAUUACCUUCUCAUCUGGAAUCGAGACAAGUCGCUAUUGAGGAAGCAUUUGAGGAGUUAACCAAUCGUAUUGCAUUUGCACGUCAAGUGGUCGAACAGUACCUGGUUGUGACGGAUUUUGUGGAUCGCGCCGAUAAACUUAAGAACGAUGGUGAUCUUUUACGUCAAGAGAUUACCGUGGCAACAGAGCAACACGGCACUCAUUCAACCAACACGGAUUUUAGUGAUAAGGUAGCGUCUUUUCAGGAAAAUGCUGUGCGUCUCGUCACAAGUGUAGCAUCACGUGUACCUUACCCAGAAGCAUCUCACCCUACUGAUGAACAAGGCAAUGACGAAGCUAACGAUACUAUUCGCACGGUGGUAGGUGCACGAAAAUCAGGUUUGGUUCUGUUUGGCGAAGCUUUAGAUCAUAGUCUCGCUUCCUAUCGUCGAGCACUUCAAUUACAAAAGCGAGCUAAACAACUACAGGAUGAAAUCGUGCGUUUAUUAAGUUGGGUGGAUGAACGUAUGCGGUCGAUUAAGAAAUCAAAAGUGGAUGUAUUUGUUGGUAAAUGUGCCUUGGAUGAAACAGAUCUUGCUCGUUUGAACAAGGAGCGUGACGGACAAGUCGCCAAGAUGAAGGGGAUCAAGGAGAACGAUAUCAAGAAAUUGUUGGAUACAAUUGGCGCAUUACAAACCACGUCUUCUCAACCACCUACUAAUACACACAUGUUAGCUUUGGUGUCUGCUUUGAAUGAAGGUAUGACGAACCUGGGAGAUCAAUUGGCUGUGUUGGAUGAUGCACUUCAGUUUCAUAGUCUGUGUUUGGAUAUCUUAGGAAAGCGAAUUUCAUGGGAAACACAACACGCCAAAACCUCCUUGUGGAUCUCCAACAUGACUUUCCAAGUCUGGGAAUUUGUGGCACGUAAAGCUCAAUGGAGAAGUGAAAUCGAGAUUGUCUUGGAUCGAAAUACCGUGCAACAAGAAUUUGAAGCUAUGCAGCAAAAAGUACAAGAGUUUUAUUUGGAGCAAUUAACUCCUGUGGAUCAAACCUUUAAAGAUCUAUCCAAUGGAUUCGACAUCAUUCUUAACAAUAGCUCUUUUGAUGUGAACCAAGCACAAGACAAUAUUACGCCCCAACAUGUACAACGUCGUCAGGAUACACUUGAUCAGAGCUACAACAAUUUGUGUGACUUGAUACAGUUCAGUGAGGGAGUCUUAGCACAAUAUAAUGCAUUGACUGAUUUCUCUACCCAAGUCACUACCUUGGGCGAUCAAGGCCGUGGAAUUAUCUCGGAUAUUCAAGCCGCCAACGAUACCGUGAUGAAAUUAGCCGAUGCCGAUGCCCGCCGUGAACAAUUUGGGUUGCUUGUGAAAGAAUUCAGUCAAAGUGUGAUUCAACUCUGGAUGCAAUCUGGAUCUCAAUUGCCUUAUCCUCAAUGUUCUGAGGAUGCGCGUGCUACACGUCCAUCUACCAGUGAUGAUGAAAUUAGUACAGAAGUAGCCACCGUUAUCUUUAAAAACUACACAGAACUGCAAGAUCUGGUCAAAAGAAUGACGGAUUUGUUGCAGCGUUUGGAUAUUUCUAUCGUGCAUCGUUUGAAAUUAGAACGAUGGUGUACGGAUUCCGACGCGUUUGAUCAAAGCGUUAAGUCUUUGACAGAGAACGUUGAUCAUGUUUAUACGUUUGAUUUAAACACCGGUCUUGUACAUCAAGGUACCGAACAAGUUCCUAUUCAAACUUAUAUGGAAAAGGUACGUGACUUUGAGGCACAAGUAACAGAACUAGAGAAAGACAAGUACCAGCCUCUCUUACAUGAUCUGGAAGAUUUGAAGCAAGCAGUGGAAAAGGAUGAUCAGGUGAGAUCUGUGGUGGAUCCUGCAGUCACCCAAGCUACCAUGAUAGCUCUUGACAUGUCAUGGCAAGACUUGAACGUGCGCGUGGACUUGUUCAAAAGUCAAGCAACUGCUUGUCACUAUCGUACUGUAUGGGAAGAAUUAUGGGUCACUCAAUCACAUCAGGUAAAUACUAUUCAAGACGGUGUGCGUGAAUGGAUCAAUGAAAAGAAUGUAUGGCUUGCAUCUCCUCAAGGUGGUGAUUUAUUAGACGACUUGAUUGCUCGUAUGGAAGUGUUUGAUGACACAUUAGGCACACUUUUAAAAGAUGCAGUACCUCCGUUAAAUUCUGCUUUUAUCGAUAUGAUGACCUUGUACAAAUCCAGUGAUAUGGUGUACACCACUUCUUUAGAAACCAAACAAGACGACCUCGAAAAACUCUCGGUCAAGUUGCAAGACCUGAUUUCUACCCAAGUCUCAGAGAUUCAGUUCUUAAAAUCACGUCAUGCUUGGGAGUCUAAAGUCGAUCGAGAAUUGAAAAUCUGUGCUGAAAAGGCGCUUGAAACCGAAUCUUUUAUUCGUCAAUCAGCUCGAUGGUCUCCUUCUUAUUCCCCUGAUCACAAUGUAAAGUAUGAACCUGCAGAUACCCAAGUAGCGGCUUUGGCUUCUUUACUCGACCAUCUUGUUUCUUUACAAUCUGAAAACGCUCCUCUGUUGCAAACUGAAAUGGUCUAUAAACGUAAAUCCACUUUGGAAUCUACCAUUGAGCGUGUGCAAGAGCAUGUCAAGUUUGUGGACCAAGUUUUAGAACAACGCGAUUUGAUCUUGACUCGUUUAGCCAAUAUUGCUGCCUUGGAAACAUUGGCCGAGACGAUCAAGACACGAUUCCUGUCUUCUGAUACGGUGGAGGGUCAAGAAAAGGAAGCUUUGCAGGAAUAUUUGGUACGUGUAUCUCAAUUAGAAUCCCAAAUGGUCUAUCCAGUACGUCAUUACCGCGACCAUGAUGCUACUUGUCGUGAAGAAGAUGAUUCUCAUAAUGCUGCUAUGACCGAAAUGCUGACAGCUCGUCGUGCGCGUCUUGAUGAAUUAGGCACUUCAUUGGAAUCUAUUUUGAAAUCCAAGGAACGUGUAUCACGUUGUAAAGCUGCAGAAGAAACUUACAUGUCAGAAGCUACAGCUGUUAAGGACUGGAUUGAAUCAAAAGCACUGCAAUUGGAUACUCUUCAACCCUCAUUAGCUAUCAACGAACUUCGUGUUGCAGUGAAUACCGUGAGUGCUUUACAAUCUGGAGCAGUGACAUAUGCAAAUUCCGUGCAAAGUCUCAAGGAAUCCGCAAAUCAAUGUGUGGUCAUGAUUCAACAACAAGGAGAUGAUGAAAAUAUUUUGGCUCGUAUCCAAUCAACACAGCUCAAUAUGAAUGCAGCUUGGGAUAACUUGAACCAAAAAAUUCAGGUAUCUAAAAACGAAUGGUCUACAACGUUGAGAUACCGUGAGUAUAUCAAGUGUGUCGAGUCUUUCCGUCAACAAUGUCAAGAUUUGCACGAAAACGUAGUCAAGAUGGAUUUAUCUCAAGUGACCGAAGAUAUUACCAACCAAUGGCAAAACGAUAUCGUCAUGUUAUCCGAUACUUAUAUUGAACAAAUCCGUGCUAGACUGGGCGAAGAAAAAGCAAAAUCUUCUAGUGAAUGUGUAUCACCUGCAUGGUUGAAGGAAAUGACUGAAAUGUUGGCUUCUGUAUUGCAAGACUUUCAAGGGUUCAAAAAACUCGUAAGUGAGAAAACAACCGAAGCCAAUCAUCAUCGUUUCAAACUCGAAUACUUCGUGGGUGCCGAUGCUGUAGAUGCGUGUAUGAAUGAAACAAGAGCUGCUUUAGAUGCUGAAUCUCAUCGUAUUAUCCGCGGUCUGUCUGUAGAAGAGGAUCAAGCCACAGUCAAGCAAGUGAAUGAAUCUUAUCAAUCCCUUUGUGAUGUUUUUGAGAAACAUCAUGAAACUUAUGAUGAACAAAGAUCCUUUUAUCGUUUCUUACAAUUGAACAAGGUGUCUCAUUUAACCGAGGUAGAUACUCGUCAGCAGGCUCUGGAACAACGUUGGAAACAGUUGAAACAAGAUGUCAGUCAAGACAAACACCAUGUAGAUAGUGUCGCGCAAUGGUUUGAUUUACAUGCUAAACUCAACGAUAUGCAAUCCGAGUCUUUGGCCGGUAUCUUUGAACGUCUGGAAAAUAUGGUGUUGGAAGAGACCAUGCCUGCCUUUUUGGAUAGCGAUGCAUCACUUUUAAAGGUAGUGGAAUCCCGACUUUCAUCAUGUAACGAUAUUGCUGUCACUUUAUCCGAUGACGGUAACUUGGCUUGUUUCCAAACUCGUCAUGACCAAUUGCAAGCUGAUUUGAAGCGCGCUACUGAUUUAUUGCUUGAGAAAAAAUCUGCUGCACAAAAACAUGUGGAUAUUCUCGCCUGUCAACAGUUCUUGCAAGAGGUCAAGGUAUGCAGCCAAUUACUUGUAAAGGACGUCAAUCAACGUUUAGAAGACUUUGUGGUAGAAGAAGGUUCUAGUAAAUACAUGGAGCAAUUAUUCAAGUCAUUUUCUGCUUCCACCACGGAGGCUCAACAAAGCAAGGUCUAUGCACAAUCAGUGGCUGUCAAUGAUCUAGUUGUAGUCUUACAAAGCAAGUACGAAGAUGAUGACCGAUUUGAAGCUAUCGAGGCGGACUUAGCACAGAGUAUGGAGGCCAUGGAUAAGGCCUGUGGAGAAGAACAAGCUGUAAACGAUGUCAUGCGUCGUGUCCUGGGUCAUUGUAAGAGUGCAGAAAGUAUUGCUUCUUGGGUUGAUAACUGCCAUUUGGCUACCACGCAAGUCUUGGGCGAUCAUAUGGAUGAAUCGGAAGCAGCACUGGAGCUUGCUAGUCUCUCACAAAAAUUCCUCGAUUUUGAAAACGUGAUCGAGUCAUUCAGCGAACUUUCCAAGACCUUGUUAUCAGUAAGAGGAAAUAAUGCUGUGCAAUCUUUAAUCAAAAUUGUUGAGCAGAAUGCUACAGAGAUUGAAGGAAAAUGGCGUUUGAUGGGUGAAGAAUUAGAGAGUGUUAAAAUCACUGUAGAAAAGACAGCACGUGGUGUCGCUAUUGCUCGCAAGAUCAAAAAUAUCAUGGCCAUGGUAGGAGAGACACGCGAGUGUGUCAGUAGUAUUAAGCUCUUUGAUUCCGAUGACAACUUUAGUAUCAAUACCCAUGAUGAUGUGGACGAUCCACAUAGCGAUAUUGGUGAUGUUAUUUCUGAUGAUGAUAAAACAGCCAUUGGUGGUGAAGAAAAGAAACUUGAAGAUAUUAUCAAAGAAGAACAAUCGUUGUUGACCAUGUUGCGUCAGUCUGAGGUAGAGGUUAUCCAACGCAACCUGAGCAUCAUGGAAUCCGAAGUUAAACCACAAAUUGAACUUGAAGUGGAGCAAUUGAAUACCAUGAUAUCCCAAAUUGAAGAUAUCGAUAACACAUUUAUCCGUCAACAUGAAGAGGUGCAAGAAUCAGUAGCUAGCUUGUUUGAAUUGUUGGAUACUAAGUACGGUGAAUUAGAAAAGGCUAUGGAUAUCGGUCAAUACUUGACGAUAGCGGAUGAAGUGGAGAUUCUACAAACCGCAUUUGAAGAAGCCGUUGGUAAAUCAGCUCCUCAUCAUGCUACUUUAAUUGGCAGCAGCUUUAGUCGUACCGAUUUACAAGCGAGAUCUAUCGAACUCGACUCCAAGUUCCGUUACUACGAAGAAAAAAUUGUGCAGCAAAUGACUGCAGCUAAAAAGCAAACGACCCUCAUCUCUCAAAAGCAUGAAACCGAAGGUAUCCUUGCUGCUGCUCAUCUCCAGGAAAUGGAACACAAAUGGAUUGCCAUCAAGAAGCAAUUCAAGACUCGUAAGAUUGAACUUAGUCGAACCAUUGAUACCUCGGUGGAUCCUCAUGAUAAAUUGACUCGAUCUCGUAAAUGCUCUUUACCUACCCGAAAAACGUCUUCCAUUUUGCGUGAAAGAGCCGAUACUUCCUUAGCCAGACAGCGAUUAUCACCCACCGCUAGCAGUUCUUCCUCUAGCAGCAAGAGUGGUAUCAGUCGUUUGCAUCCUAAUCGAAGCACAAGCAGGUACCUGACACCACCUUUACAACACCAACCUUCUAAAUCCGCUACACAUGUAAAACAACAUGCGCCCCGUAUUGUGGCUCCCAAAGCUCCCUUGAACUCAUAUGUAGCUGAUCCCCAUAACGAUUUGGAUAUUGAAAUUGGACGUAUUGUGAAUGAAACUCCUUACCGAGUCAAGGUCAAGAUGGUUCCUGGUGAAACAGGUCGUUACUGGUUUGGUAAUUUGAACCCAAAGUUAGCUUAUUGUCGUGUGCUCAAGAGUAAGAUGGUGAUGGUACGUGUUGGUGGUGGCUGGACAGAACUCUCUCAGUUCUUGCGUGAUCAUGCUUUAUUGGAAGGUGAUUUUAUUCCUCGUAGUCAACGUGGUGGAGCAAACAAUCAUCGUACGCGCAUGAUUCCCGAAGAAGAAGAACCCAAAUCUCCUACCAUCCAAGAAGGAUUUAUCGAGACACGUCGUGAUUUUGGUAAGCAACGUAGCGUAUCACCUCAAAAUAGGUCUUCUACUACUACCAACAGUAGUCGAUCCAGUACGUCAAAUCAUCCUACAGGCUCUCCCAGUCAUUCUGCCAGUACCACAUCAGGAUACAAGGAAGGAGACCGUUUUAUUGCUGUAGAUCAGCAUGGAAAUCAGUUAGAGGUCAAAAUGCGCAAGGCAAUGGAUAUGGGUCGCACGAUGAGCUCAAGCACUGCUAAUACCAACGAUUAUACCAGAAGACGUAUGGCACGUCGAAAGGAAAAAACCGGAAAUCCUUCUACUUUGACAAGUAACAAGUCUCCUUCCCCUAAAGCGACCACCCCUACCCCUACUAAGGGUACAAUGACACCCACAAAAACAAUCCCGGCUCCGUCUACGACCCCUACUCCUCCUCCUCCUCCCAGAACAGUAGUGACACCUACCCCUACCAAAGCUACCCCACUGCCUACCACCAAAACCACCAAGGUGAAGGCCACGAAACCCCUUGUAACUAAAAAUACCACCACCACCGCCACCGUGAAACCUAAUAACCCUCCUAGUAAACAUACCAAUCCUAAUAGUACAUAAUAACAAUAAUAAUAAUAAAAAAAAACCAAAUAUAUAUUUUUUUUAA